AUGGCGACCGCGCCGCGCCGGGCUCGCCUGUUUCGCUCGCCCACCGCAAUGGAGCAAGGGCGCCUCUCUCGGCAAAGCCGGCGGCAAAGCGGGAGCCCGGCGCCUCCCUCGGCCGGCACGAAGCCCGCCGCCUUCGCCAAGAGCGCCGGGGCGGAGGACGUGGCCGAGGCCGACCUCGAAGCCGCCGUCUCCAAGCUCGUCUGCAGAGUGGGGCGCGUCCAGACGGAGGCGCGCACGUAUCUGCACUCGGCCAUAGGCUGCGAGCGGGCCAAGCGCUGGCGGGAGGCAAUUGAAAACUAUAGAAAGCUGCUAUCUUCCUUGAACAAAAUGAAGUUUCCUGCAGAAUAUGUUCCUGGUCAUAGCUGUAUACGGCUGGUGUUUGAAACCUAUUAUCAUCUAGGUGUUGCUCUCCAAAAAUUAGAUUUGCACCGCGAUGCUGUGGAAGCGUUUACUAAUGCAAUAGAAGCUGCAAAUGUCCCCAAGAGUGUCUGUCAUGUUGGCUGUGUUUCUGGAUCUUACUACCAGACACCUGCGUUUGCGAGGAGAGCUUAUGCAUAUGUAAAAUGCGGCAAAAUCAAAAAAGCAAUAUGUGAUGCUACAAGAGCUGUGGAUUUAGACCCCAUGAAUCCUGAUGUGUACUGUAUCAGAGCUCUUGCAUGGAGCUCAGCAAAAGAAAAAAUGAGAGCCCUUACUGAUUUGAACUUUAGUUUCAAGCUGAAUUCAUCUCAUAUUUGCACUAUGAUCUUAAGGGGAGCUAUUUUAAACUCCCUUGGGAAACUGCCUCCUCCGAAGAAAAAUAAAGAUCAUGAAAAGGCAUCUGAUAUUUCCUGGGAAAGUAGGAAUUUCUUUGAUGUGGAAGAUUUUUAUAGUCCGAAAAUUCCUUCAUUCUAUGAUAAAUACCUCUGGUCUCUAAAUGUUUUUCAUACCGUGACUGAAAUAGACCUGUUUGAUGGAGCUAGAUUCCUCUCCAACUCCAUUAGCAAAAACAAAGAACAAAACUUGGGGAGACCAUUUAAAUGUGGCUCUCUGACAACGUAUUCCGACAACAUUUCCUUAUUAAGGCGAAAGAUGUACUCACGGCAAAGCAUGGCAUCAGUCACAGGAAUUAAUGGGAAGAAUCGCUCCAGUUUAUCAUCAGCAUCUGGCAGUGAAAAUUUAAAGAAAACUGUGGCAAAAAGAUCAAGUUCAUUUACAGGCUGGAAUGCAUGAAGAAGAAAUCAGCUUUCAGCAGGAUCAUGGUGGCCUGGUACAUGGCAAGGUGUUGAGUGAUGUUUUUGACACUGGAGCUUAAAAUAUGCUAUAUUUUAAAACUGGCAUUCUUUAAAAUGUAUUCCGUUCCUUAGUAAAGGGCUUUAUUAAUAUAUGCAUAUAUUGAGUGUGUUUGUACUGUACCUCCUUGGUGACGCUCUCAGGAUCCUCAGGUGUUUGUGGGUGGCCUGCCAAAACCUACACCGGCCCCAAAUCUAUUUGCAUUGUGCAUUUACACUGUUAUGAGGAAUGAGGUAUGAUUCAUCUUCAAGUCAUAAAGAUAAAACACAGCUUGGUAUUUAUAACUGGAGAGGGCCCAUAAGAUUUUUCAAAAUAAACGUGAAUGACUUGAACUUGCCCAUUGACCACAUUAUGCAGUGCUAGAACAUUACUCAUUUAUAUCAAUUCAGAGCACCGUGCAUAAAAUUGUCUCUGAACAGGAAGGGAAAUACCUGUACCCUUAGUGUUACCAUGCACACCUCGCUUUUUGUCCCCUUGACGUGCCCAAAAGGCAUCUAACAAAAGUUUCAAAACAAUAUUCUGUCUAAAUAGCAUAACAUGAAAGCAAGUGGAGCAAAGUUUUCUCAGGCUUGGAAACUUUCUGGGCUGGGUUAUUAUGCCUAUGAGCAUAAUAACUGUUUCUCGGUCUUUCUGUUUAUUACCAAGAAUAGUAGUGUAGUUCUAGUCUUGAAUACACCUCUGGGAUUUGGCUAAUGUGAGUAUGCCUUGCUCUGCUUUAGCCAAGGUGAUUGAAUCAUGCCAUAAAUUUCGCAUGAACAUCUAGGUUUUUUUCCUACAUUCCUUGGUAUUCCUAGUUAAAGUACAAACAUGUACAUAAAAUCUAAAAGAGCAAAUCCAAUAAAACUUUUUGAUGCUGCUUUGGAGUAUACCAAUACUGUUUUACCUCUCUUUAUUACUGAAAGGAUUUAUUUGUUUAUUUAUUUGCCAGCUGGUGUGUAGCACGCUUAGGAUUUUGUGCAGUGCUCUUUCACAGUGCAAUGACAACUUCAUAUUGAAGUCAGAAAUUCAUAGAGGCAUAAACACAGCUGCUGAUACCCAUAAAACAACUUGUUUACAGGGGGAGGCAUAAUCAGUACUAUCAAGUGUUUUGUCAAUUACAUUAAAAACAGAAACAGAAAACAAUAUGUAUUUGACAGGAAGACCAUUUUAAGACAUUAUAUUUGCAUAAUGCACACCUUUUUACGUUGUGUGAAGCAACGAGACACAGAAAGAAUGGUAUCCAUUAUUCAUGAACUGAAAUA
Molecule: messenger RNA, 2510 nt
Organism: Podarcis muralis (Common wall lizard)
Lineage: Eukaryota; Metazoa; Chordata; Lepidosauria; Squamata; Lacertidae
Molecular function (GO): protein binding
Source: RefSeq, a predicted model, not a curated record